GCCAUAGAUGUGGGCGAAACGUCAGGAGAGAAUGCUUCUGGAACAUGGCCACACAGCCCGAAAGACACACAACAACCCUGUGAUCCUGGCCAUGAAAGCCUUCGACAACACAUUGUGGCAGAAUGCCUAGUAAUCUAUUGCAAAACUCUAGGGUUCAAGGGAAUCUGGGUAAAAGAAACCCAGUUUGUUUAUCUAGGGCGAUGCGUCUCAACCUGUGGCUGGGGUUUCUGGGAGUAGUAGGCCAAAACACCUGGGGACCCACAGGUUGAGACCCCUAGGACCCCUUCCGCACAGCUGAAUAAAAACCCACAUUUUCUGCUUUGAACUGGAAUACAUGGCAGUGUGGACUCGGAUAGCUCAGUUCAAAGCAGAUACUGUGGGAUUUUCUGCCUUGCUAUUCUGGAUUAUGUGGCUAUGUGGAAGGGCCCUAAGUUCCCUUCAACCCAAGUUUAGCAAAAGUGUUUGCAAAUACCAGAUUUUGUUCAUUUUCAUGGUUUCCUCCUUUCUGUGGAAAUUGUCCACAUGCUUGUGGAUUUCAAUGGCUUCUCUGUUGUCUGACAUGGUGGUUGUCAGGAUGGUCCGGAUUUCUACGUUCUCAAAUAAUAUAACAACACAUAAAUGCUGGAUCACUCUAACAACCACGUCAGGCUACACAGGGAAGCCAUUGAAAUCCAUAAGCAUGUGGACAAUUUCAACAGAAAGGAGGAAACCAUGAAAAUGAACAAAAUCUGGUCACCAGUACAGUAGUCUCUCACUUAUCCAAGCCAUUUUUGUAGCCAAUGUUUUCAAUAUACAGUAGAGUCUCACUUAUCCAACACUCUCUUAUCCAACGUUCUGGAUUAUCCAAUGCAUUUUUGUAGUCAAUGUUUUCAAUAUAUCAUGAUAUUUUGGUGCUAAAUUCGUAAAUACAGUAAUUACUACAUAGCAUUACUGUGUAUUAAACUACUUUUUCUGUCAAAUUUGUUGUAUAACAUGAUGUUUGGGUGCUUAAUUUGUAAAAUCAUAACCUAAUUUAAUGUUUAAUAGGCUUUCCCUUAAUCUCUCCUUAUUAUCCAACAUAUUCGCUUAUCCAACAUUCUGUCGGCCCGUUUACGUUGGAUAAGCGAGACUCUACUGUAUCGUGAUAUUUUGGUGCUAAAUUCGUAAAUAUAGUAAUUACUACAUAACAUUACUGCGUAUUAAACUACUUUUUCUGUCAAAUUUGUUGUAUAACAUGAUGUUUUGGUGCUUAAUUUGUAAAAUCAUAACCUAAUUUGAUGUUUAAUAGGCUUUUCCUUAAUCCCUCCUUAUUAUCCAAGAUAUUCGCUUAUCCAAGCUUCUGCCGGCCCGUUUAUGUUGGAUAAGUGAGACUCUACUGUACCAGAUUUUGUUCAUUUUCAUGGUUUCCUCCUUUCUGUUGAAAUUGUCCACAUGCUUGUGUAUUUGAAUGGCUUCUCUGUGGAAUCUGACAUAGUGGUUGUUAAGAAAACUCCAGCAAUUCUGUGUUCUCAAACAAUAUAAUAAAACUCAGAAAUGCUGGACCACUCUGACAGAGAAACCAUUGAAAUCCACAAGCAUGUGAACAGUUUCAACAGAAAAAAGGAAACCAUGAAAAUGAACAAAAUCUGGUCACCAGUGUUUAAAAAACCCUCUAAAAUCUGGACAGUAAAUAAAGAACUGCAUUCAAAAACGGGAGAAUUCCUGACAGGAAAAAAAAUCGGCCAGCUAACACCUCCCAACAAAGGAUUCCCCUAACCAGGAAGCAGCCAGGCUUUGAAGCUGCAAGGCUAUUCGAUGCUAAUCAAGGUGAUCAAUGGCAACAUUCACACAUGCCUCAAACAGACAAGUUCUUUCUCCCACCCUGGACAUUCCACAGAUAUAUAAACCCCUCUUGCCUAGUUUCCAACCGACUUCAACACCUCUGAGGUUACCUGUCACAGAUGCAGGCGAAACGUCAGGAAAAAAUGUUUAUGGAACAUGGCCAUACAUCCCGGAACACUCACAGCAAUCCAACUCCUAGCCUUCCUAACUGCCUUGAGCCAUGGCAGUUAAAGCGGUGUCCAGCUAAGUUAACUUGACAAUGUAGACGCACCUUUGGACUUAACGGGAAAAGGCGGGCCUUGGGCGUGUGCGGCCACUACGCAGCAGCAUCGGAGCGGAAGAGGAACCGAAAGCACUCCCUGCCCAGCAGCAGAGCGGUUUUGGUAUCGCUGUCCCUUUAAGGAACGCGCUUCAUCCAUUCUCACCCAUGGCCAGCGACUGGAGGCGCAUCGAGACCGCUUUGCGCGGCAGCCUCCGCCUCUUCUUUCGGGACAAAUGGGCCCAGCGCGGAAACCGAAAGGAGGCCUCGGAAGCAGACCAGGAGGAGGGAGGGCAGGAAGCGCAGCAGCCCAGCGCCCUGGAGGCCUUGCCGAUAGAUGUACAGCUAUACAUUAUGUCUUUUCUGACACCCAAAGAUUUGAGUUAUUUGGGAAGUACCAGUUGCUACUGGAGGCUUGCGGUCCAAGAUCCUUUACUGUGGCGACACUUUCUGAUUCGGGAUGUCCCUUCUUGGCCUGCCAUGGACUGGAAGUCACUCCCAGAGGCAAAGAUAUUUGACAGAUCCCUCCCUGCCUUCCAUAAUGAUGCCUCAUAUGACUACAUGGCAGCGUAUAAAAAGUGCUAUUCUUGUUGCAAACAGUCUCUGAGAUCCAGGCAGCCCACAUAUGGAGCCAUGGCUUCCUUUUUUCAGUCAUUGAUUACACAGGCGGAGCCUCGCUUUGCUAUGUUUGGCCCUGGUUUGGAAGACCUGAGUGAAUCUUUGAUGCACAAAAUGAUGGGGACGCCAGAAAUUUUGCCACUGGCUGGUAUUCCUUCAAGACAAAUACAUGGGAUAGGCUCAGGAGUCACAUUUCAUCUGAACAACCAGAAAUUCAACAUUCUGACCUUGUAUUCAAGAAUCAGCAAGGAAAGACGCAGACCGAAAGAAGAGGACAGCACUCCCAUCAACAAAAUAUUUCAUGCGGAGAACAACCCUGAUGGCACAACACAGUACACUCUGAUUGAUCACGUUAAAAAUAUGUGUGGACUCAUUGAUGGAUUCAUCUAUGUUGCAGAUGCUGAGGUGCAUAAAAAACACAAUCGUCCAACUGAAUUUGCUCAAAUUAUGGCAAUGCUUGAUCCAGCCCUUGGACCUUCCAACAGACCUCUCUUGGUUUUGUCCUGCAUUUCUGAUGCUGAGAUGAAAAGGAUCCCAUGUGUUUAUGUAGCACAUCAGCUUCAACUAAACCUGCUUGGUCAACCUUGGCUGAUUCAGGACACUGAAGCUGCCUCCUUAGCUGGACUGUUGGAUGGAAUUCAUUGGCUCCUGAAACAAACUGAACAUAGAAAUACUCAAUAAUCAGACCUUUUUAAGAGUGCCAAUAGACUUUUGUAAACUACUCAAUUUGUAAGCAAAUAUGUUAACAUAAUUUCUGACCAUUUCUUUCUUAGAAGAGACUUGAUAUUAAGAAAGACUGAGGCUGUCAUAAUGCCAGUGGGCAAUUGAAGAGCUCCCAAUGACAAGGUGAAUUAUAAGGCUUGUUGUUUUGUAUGGCUGAAGGAAUGGAUAUUGCUUAGAGGCAUGAGACUUGUGGAAAUAAUUUAAGAUUUAGGUGCCAUAGAUAUCUUUGAUAUAAAAUUAAGUUACAUACUGAAUUCAAAAAUUAUUGUUCUUCUACAAGCGUGAAAUAAGUGUAAACAGAGACAUUUUCUUUAUGGUUAUAUUAGCCACCUUAGUAGCAGCCAAUAAUGAAAGGACCAAGGCAGUGACAUCUCCGGCCUAUCCCCUGUUCGGAUAUCAGCCAACACACCAACACCUUAAAUCAAGAAAUAGUUUUCUAAUAUCUACAGAUAUACUCGAAGGAACACCUCAGCAAGCGAGAGUCCAAAAAUGGCAGGCUAAAACCUGGAACCUCAUGCCAUGGCUGAUACCGAAUAAGAGACCCCCUCCUGGGCACACAGAAGACUGGGUGACUUGGAAGGCGUGAACAGACUGCGUUCUGGCACCAUGAGAUUCAGAUGCAACCUUAAGAAAUGGGGCCACAAAGUGGAGUCCACGACAUGCGAGUGUGGAGAAGAGCAAACCACAGGCCACUUACUACAAUGCAGCCUGAGCCCUGCCAUAUGCACAAUAGAGAACCUUCACUAGAGGCACUUUAAGUGGCCAGCUACUGGUUGAAGGAUAUUUAGUAUAAUGCCAAGUUUUUAAACUUUGUGUUUUUAAAUACAUUACAACGGCACCCUCGGUUCGCUUCUGACAUGAUAAAUAAAUAAAUCACAAGAAGCCUUUUUAAAGGAAAAAAUUGGUUAAAAUAAGAGGUUUUAGCACGUUAUCUGGUCUUUAGUGUAUGUAUCUGCAUGGAAUUAAAACUGAUUCCUGGCAUCUGCCUGCAAAUAUCAUGCAGGCAAAACAGUUUUGAGUCCAAGUAUCAUUAUCCUCUUAUUGAUACUUCCCAUGUAGGAAAGUGAAGUCAUCUUCUUUAUCAUAUGUGGUCAUAUGGCAGCAAACCACUUCCCUUAUAUGUCUAUUGGCAUGUACUCCAUAAUACGUUACACCUUGACAAGUGUUUGUCUGUAUUCCCCCAUGCUUUAUUUCAGGGAUCAGCCAUAUUUAUUUAGACCUGUUAAGACACACAUGUUAGGUUUUACUGCUUAUCCAUGAUGCUUAUGGGAUACUUGGAGAGUGUGGUGAAAUCAGGAUAGGCUGUGCAGGUAGCAUGACAAGCAUUCAGCAUGCAGGUCAAGUUGUUUCCAGGAAAAUCCUUUUUCAGGAAUGCCAAACAGCUAAUGUUGCCUGGGGGUGAUAGCAGCUGGAUGUCAUCAACAUCUGGAUGACCAAGUUUUCUCUUUGUAUGUGCCACAGAUGUGCCAUUGUCCAUUGACUUAAAUUAUAAUCUGUAAAGUGAGAUUGGGAUAGUAGCCAGCAAACCGAUAGUAGAAUACAGAGAAGCAAAUGUUGCUUUAAACUUCCUGACAGUAAGAUCUGUUCAGCAAUGGAAAAUGCUUCCUUAGAGUAUAGUGAACUCUCUAGAAGUUUUAGAACAGGACCUGGACGACUUUCUCUUAGAAGUGCUUUUACUUUGUAUUCCUUUAGAGUUGGUGGGUUGAACUAGAUGACCCCUAUAGUCUCUUCCAGCUCUAUGAUUCUAUAAAUCAUCAUCAUACUUAUCAGCACAAAUUGCAUAGGCGGUAGAGGAAACUCAAGGAUAAGUCAUUUAAUUGCACUAUAAAUUACGACAGAAUGGCUAUCUUAGUGCAGCACAAAGAAAUAUGCUUAUAAUAGGUUUUUUAAAAAUCUCAUUAAAAAGAAUUAGGAGCAAGGAAUCUGACUGACAUCAAGGGAGAAGUUCAUGGAGACUUCCUAGAUCUAGUGUAAUAUAGUGUAGACCAGCCUGGGCCAACUUGGGCCCUGCAGGUGUUUUGGACUUCAACUCCCACCAUUCCUAACAGCCUCAGGCUGUUUCUUGCAGAAUUCACGCAGAAGUUGGCUUACAAUACUGUCGCCUGAAGAAUUGUAAAAAAAAUUCCCAGACCCACAUGGCAUGUACAUAGUUUGUUUGGUUUUUUAAAAAAAAUAAUAAUAACAUAAACCACUGGAGAAGAAUGCUUUCUGGAGCAAACCUUAGAGAAGGUAGAUGCAGUCCAACGGUUCCUGGAGACCUACUUUACCCAUCCAGGUUAGAUAAUAUUAAGGGCAUGGCUAUCUUCAUCUGUAUACUUCUCUGGACUCCGAAGUCUUCAAGUGAAGCCUUUCUUUGAAUUUUCUUACCAAGUGAAGUAUGCUAACUAAGUUUACAGUCAAAGGAGCUUUUUCUAAAAGCAACAUUUUCUUUUUUAAAAAAUAUUGGUUUUCUUCUUAAAUGCUGCAUUUUAUUUUGCUGCAACUUUGCACUACUGCUGUGUCUUAAUGUGUUUUUAGUUGUUGUGACUGCGCCUUCGGGGAUUAUGGUUGAUGGGGAUGGAAUUCGAAGAGGAAGAAAAAACCCUAGUGAUGAGGGUUCACUGGAGGAGUUGCGCAGGAAGCGACUUAGAGAGCUAUAUGGGGGAUCUUCUGAGGAAGAUUCAGAUGGGGAGAUGGAUGCUGAGGAACAGGUGGUGGCUGGGUAAGCGGGCACUGAAUGGGCACAGCCACCGGAGAUGUCUGGGGAUUUGGGGUCUAUGGAUACUUCUGAACCUGGGGUUUCUGCAGGAGCUGAUCCCAAUUGGGAUGCUUGGAGAAGGGAGGAUGGUUCUUUAAGUGUUCAUGGGGCUAAGUGUGGGCAGGAUGAUUGGGACUCCGACGAAUUGCUAGGUACUCCAGAUCCACGAGCUCUAGCUGUGUGGAGCUCAGACUCUGAGUAGAUUUGGGACACCUGGUGUUUGGGUGUGAGUGUUUGGUCACCCAGGAGGAAGGGGAAUAAAAUGGGAAUGUUUGGCCACUGCACCUUGCGUGUGGCAAGGUGUUGCUGAGGCGCCAUUGGGAUCUCUGUGUUUCCAUGAAGACUGGACUUGGACUAUGAUUUGAAUCUGCUGUUAUCACCUAGCUUGGCUCUCGCUGUGUCUUAUCGUGGACCUGUUUUGGAUGACUGCACCCUCUUCAGACCUUGGAUCGGAAUUUGACCUUGCUACUGCCUUCGCCCUGUGAUUGAUGACUACUAUCGGCUUUUGACUCCUGGCUUGCUCUUUGGACACCGCUGUUAUCUCCUGACCUGACCUUGGAAUCCCGGACGACGUCUUUUCACCAUCCUUUUGGAGCCUUCGGCUUUAUCCACAUUGUGGAAGCAGUCUACUGCAUUCUUAGUUUGUUUGUUUGUUUCCUGACCAAUUUGGUGUUUUCUUUUGGGAACUGUUCCUUUGAAAACUACAGAGCCGGCUGGCAGGGCUUGGACUCAGAAAGUGGAGUUUGCACUAAGUUUGUUUAGCUUUGUUUUUACCUGCUUGUGUUGCUGAAUUAUAUUUUUGUUUGAACUGCUCUUGAAGCACUGAUAGUGAAGUGUUUCAAGGUUUUUUUCUGUGUUAACAUUACUUUUUGGCUUAUCUGCUGAAUAAACUCUAUUUUUGUUCGCUAA
Molecule: messenger RNA, 7046 nt
Organism: Anolis carolinensis (green anole)
Lineage: Eukaryota; Metazoa; Chordata; Lepidosauria; Squamata; Anolidae
Gene: fbxo4
Product: F-box protein 4
Exons: 7
Coding region: 2228-3358 (376 amino acids)
Biological process (GO): SCF-dependent proteasomal ubiquitin-dependent protein catabolic process; protein polyubiquitination
Cellular component (GO): SCF ubiquitin ligase complex
Molecular function (GO): protein binding
Source: RefSeq, a predicted model, not a curated record